This is a messenger RNA of Dipodomys ordii (Ord's kangaroo rat), 2561 nucleotides long. It is a transcript of the gene Tfcp2l1, whose product is annotated as transcription factor CP2-like 1. Gene Ontology annotation, cellular component: nucleus. The transcript has 15 exons. Gene Ontology annotation, molecular function: DNA-binding transcription activator activity, RNA polymerase II-specific; RNA polymerase II cis-regulatory region sequence-specific DNA binding. Gene Ontology annotation, biological process: regulation of transcription by RNA polymerase II. The record is from RefSeq and is a predicted model, not a curated record. Lineage: Eukaryota; Metazoa; Chordata; Mammalia; Rodentia; Heteromyidae. Bases 1 to 1446 code for a protein of 481 amino acids.
AUGAAGCCAGUUGAUUCUAAAGGUCACUUCCUUGCAGUUCCUUGUGUCACCUGGAGGAUUUGUGAGAGUGAUGUGCUCGCUCUGCCCAUCUUCAAGCAGGAGGAGCCCCAGCUGUCCCCGGAGAACGGGGCCCGUCUGCCUCCACUGCAGUACGUGCUGUGUGCUGCCACGUCCCCGGCCGUGAAGCUGCAUGAAGAGACCCUGACCUACCUCAACCAAGGUCAAUCCUAUGAAAUCCGACUAUUGGAGAACCGGAAGCUGGGAGACUUUCAAGAUCUGAACACAAAAUAUGUGAAGAGUAUCAUCCGUGUGGUUUUCCAUGACCGCCGACUGCAGUACACAGAACACCAGCAGCUGGAAGGCUGGCGGUGGAGCAGGCCGGGGGACAGAAUUCUGGACAUUGAUAUUCCACUGUCUGUUGGUAUCUUGGACCCCAGGGCCAGCCCAACCCAACUGAAUGCAGUGGAGUUUUUGUGGGACCCUGCAAAGAGAGCAUCUGCCUUCAUUCAGGUGCACUGUAUCAGCACAGAGUUCACCCCAAGGAAGCACGGGGGUGAGAAGGGAGUGCCUUUUCGAGUACAGAUCGACACAUUUAAGCAGAACGAGAAUGGCGAGUACACGGAGCAUUUGCACUCAGCCAGCUGCCAGAUCAAGGUGUUCAAGCCAAAGGGAGCUGACCGGAAACAGAAGACUGACCGGGAGAAGAUGGAGAAAAGAACUGCUCAAGAGAAGGAGAAAUACCAGCCAUCCUAUGAAACCACCAUCCUCACAGAGUGCUCUCCGUGGCCAGAUGUGGCCUACCAGGCGAACAGUGCCCCGUCCCCAAGCUACAAUGGUUCUCCCAACAGCUUUGGUCUUGGCGAAGGCAACAGUUCACCAACCCACCCAGUGGAGGCCCUUCCCAUGGGCAGUGAUCACUUGCUCCCAUCUGCCUCCAUCCAGGAUGCCCAGCAAUGGCUGCACCGGAACAGGUUCUCACAGUUCUGUCGGCUCUUCGCCAGCUUCUCGGGUGCUGACUUGCUUAAGAUGUCCAGAGAUGACUUGGUCCAGGUCUGUGGCCCUGCAGAUGGGAUCCGGCUCUUCAAUGCCAUCAAAGGCAGGAAUGUGAGGCCAAAGAUGACCAUCUAUGUCUGUCAGGAGCUGGAGCAGAACCGAGUGCCCCUGCAGCAGAAGCGGGAUGGCAGUGGAGAAAGUGGCCUGUGUGUGUACCAAGCCAUCUUUUUGGAAGAGCUGACCACCUUGGAGCUGAUUGAGAAGAUUGCCAACCUGUACAGCAUCCCCCCCCAGCACAUCCAUCGGGUCUACUGGCAGGGUCCCACGGGCAUCCACGUGGUGGUGAGCAAUGAGAUGGUCCAGAAUUUCCAAGAUGAGUCAUGUUUUAUCCUCAGCACAUUAAAAGCCGAGAGCAAUGAUGGCUACCACAUCAUCCUGAAAUGUGGACUGUGAGCAGAAGUAAGACAUGCAUCUACCCCAGCCCCAUGGACCCCUGGGAUGUUAGAAAUUUCACCACUGUUCACUGCUGUCUACCUGACAAGCUGAGGCUAGGAGGAACCCUGACUGCCCCAGGCCAUUCAAGCUACGGACGAUCAACCUGCAGAAAUCGUGGACACAAAAGCCAGCAUGCAGAAAGUGAUUGGCUUCAACUUGCUUCCUCUUGGCCUCCAGUUUUUGAAGAGUUUCUUGUUCUGUUUCUCAACUUUGAUUCUCUAAAAGCGGCCAACAGUGGGGUUAUCUCUGAAAUCCCAAGCCCCUUAGGUAGAAGCUCAUUGGGUGUCUUUGUGCCACCUCUAUUGGUCCCUUCUUCCCACUCCCCUGUCACUAGAAGCCAUCCUCACCCUGUGCCUUUUCUCCAUCCCUGGUGCUGGCUUCCUGGCCAGCUCUGCUGACCUGAUGCACUUUGCCUUUUUGUUCUUCACUUGCUUCCCCUCUCAGUGACCCCACUAGACUGGAGUUAUUCUGUGCCUUCCACUUCUUAACUUUUAUCUUGUUUCUAAGGAUCUGCUGCUGCCCAGACCAAAGGGGUAUUCAUGUCUCUGCAUUGGCAUAAUGGGUAGAUAUUGCUAUGUAUUUGUAUAGUCUGUCUCCUGGAGCUAAUUCCAGGACCCACUUGAGGGCCAGGCGGUGGAGUGGAAAUAGAAAGAUACCUUUACAAACAUCUUUAUACUGAUGAGAACAAAAUGAUUCCUCCUGAGCUACUUUGGCAUAGUUCUGUUUCCUAAGAAGUUAUAGGUAAGAAGGACCCAGAAGUAAGCAUUACUUCAUAUUAUCAGGUAACCUUGACCAUUAAAGUACCAGACUUUUGGGUUAGGGGGUGUAUAGCUUAGUGGUAUAGCAUUUACUCAGCAUAUGUGAGCCUCUGUGUUUCAUCCCCACCACUGUGAAACAAGCAAACUAACACACCCUUAAGAGAACUUACAAAAUUCCAUUUAGAGAAGGCUUCAGUUAGUCACCCACCCAUCUGGCAGUUUCCCUGGGUUUUUGUGGGGCUCUUCAUUCAAGUUCUCAUCUUUUGUUUUUUUGUCGGUAUGGGGCUUGAACUCAGGGUCUGGGCUUGUCCCUGA